Messenger RNA from Anopheles merus, 1125 nucleotides. RefSeq lists its product as uncharacterized. The record is from RefSeq and is a predicted model, not a curated record. NCBI's taxonomy places the organism in Eukaryota, Metazoa, Arthropoda, Insecta, Diptera, Culicidae. The transcript has 4 exons. The coding region runs from base 503 to 838 and encodes 111 amino acids.
GUGUUGCAAACGGUUUUAGGUUUUUCUCGUCCAGCAGGCUGUGAUCCGAAACUUUUCCAAAUUUGCUCAAUUUCUUCUAAUCAACUCUCGGUGUGAGGUGUCGCGGUCAAAAUUGGUACGAGUCUAGUGUAUUCUGGUGGCAAUAAAUUCGCAAGUCGCAUUGGUAUUGGUGAGCCAGCGCUGUUUUCAAAACAACAAUCAAGUUCCAAGCGUCGCUGCAUCGCUCCGAGCCAUAACCCGUGAUUGUGUGUGUUUGUAUGUGUGUGUGUUAGUGCGGAAAGACAACAAUCUGCACCCCAAGCAAGCCAAGCAGAGUGACAGCAGCUGUUCCUACCAGAGCAGUGGUGUGUGCGCGUACGCGUUUUCGGCGUUCCGUGGCGUGUGUGAGUGCGUGUGUGUGCGUGUUUGUGCACACGAAAACAGUAGCUGCCUCUCCCCCCCCCCCCGUCCGUGUGGGGCCGAUGUCGGUUUGGCCCGUGCCCAAACCCAAACAACCCGACCAAUGUUAACGCAUUUGUUCGCGUACCUAACAGAUCCGUUGUCCGAGCUGGUGCUGAAAGCGUCCAGGAAAUUCCUACCGAACGCGCGGCCUGUCGGGAUGAUUAUGCCCAAGCGGCGGCGGAGUCAAUCCGCGGAGCGUGACUCCAUACAACAGAACAAACAGCCACGGCUGGACGGGCCAAGAAUCAAUGAAAAAUGUGUCGGACCUCUAGUAGUCCCUGGACGCCAGUGUAAUUUUGUCUUUAAUUCCUGUGAAUCUUGUCGAGAUGCAUUGAAGUACAUCGGAAUUAAUUCUGGAAGUAGUUAUCAACUGAAUUUCAUUAAAACACGUAUUUAAUACUGUCUGGAAUACGAAGCAAGGUGUUUUAUCUUGUUUUCCUCAGACAUCCGGAAUUAAAUUGUAAAUUGCAUAAAAACGUGUUUUUAGAUUGUGUCAUUGAGAAGGAAGAUUCAGUGAUGAUAACAAAUCAACGAUAUUUGAAGAUAGAUGUGUCGAAUGCCUUGAUGGCCGUACAGGAAUGAUCGCCGAUUCGCACAACAGUACUCCGGUUCAAUGUGCACAACGAGAAAACAGCAUCCAAACCCCGUUGUCAGUGAGACCGUCGUACUGUCCUUCUACGAGGA